GGAAACAUCUGUCAUUAAAACUGCAGGUAACCAUAUCGUAGAAUAAUGGCGAAAGCAAACUUUACUGAAAGUGAGAAACACUCUCAACCUGUCGAACCACUGGGAUGUUCGACUUACUUUGCUGAUGGCUUAUUCAUAUAUUUUACAACAUUCAACAUUUUUCUAUCCAUUACUGCAUUCGUUGGGAAUACUCUGAUCCUAGUCGCCCUUCAAAAGGACUCUUCGCUUCAUCCGCCGUCCAAACUCUUGCUUCGCUGUCUGGCAACAACUGAUCUCUGUGUUGGUCUUUUUACAGAACCUCUCUAUGUUACCUAUUUGCUAUCGCUGGUUUCCGAAGAAAGAGAUCCACUUUGUCGCUACGCUUUAAUCUCAUCUAAUAUAGUAGGUUAUAGUUUAUCCGCAGUGUCUUUGUUGACAGUGACUGCAAUAAGCAUGGACAGACUUCUCGCCCUGUUGUUGGGCCUGAGUUACAGACAAGUGGUAACUUCGAAGCGAACACGUGUUACUGUAGUAAUCUUUUGGGUUAUUUCCUCUGCUGCUGCUGCAUCGUAUCUUAUAACUCCCCUUAUAACCUUUUGGUGUGGCUCUAUAGGGGUAUUGCUUUGUGCAGCAACUUCGUUCGUCUCCUACACAAAGAUUUUCCUUGUACUCCGUCAACACCAAACUCGAGUGCAAGACCGACAACAACCGAGCCAAGCAAUUUCACUGAACAUAGCGCGAUACAAGAAGGCAGUGUCCAGUGCACUAUGGGUGCAGUUAGCAUUAUUUGCUUGUUAUCUACCAUAUGGUAUAGUAAGAGCUACGAUUGAUAAUGGUAAGCUAUCGCCAUCCAGUUUUCUCGCUUGGGAACUUGCAAAGACUUUGGUUUACCUUAACUCGUCGUUAAACCCGUUUCUUUACUACUGGAAGGUUGGUGGAGUAAAACAAGCAAUAAAGGAGACAAUCAGACAAGCAGUUUGCUGUUUGUCGAGUUAGUUGUUUUCCAACUAAUUCAUUUGUUAUCCUGUACGACGUAAAGCUAAACAUAAAGAUAGUUGAAAAAAGGAAAACAGAUCAAUGAUGUAUUUUCUUUUUGCUUAGUCUUAUCGCAAGUAACCUGGAUUAUUUUAUAGUAUUGAACUAUUUUGAACACCGGAAGUAUAUAAAGCAAGGGAAAACAUCUGCGGCACUUUUUCUUUUGUGUAGUUAAGCAAGACUUUCUUGAUGCUGCGUUACCAAACAAUAACACCGGACGUUUUAGUACAU
Orbicella faveolata is the source of this 1245-nucleotide messenger RNA. Its product is annotated as melanocyte-stimulating hormone receptor-like. NCBI's taxonomy places the organism in Eukaryota, Metazoa, Cnidaria, Anthozoa, Scleractinia, Merulinidae. Gene Ontology annotation, biological process: G protein-coupled receptor signaling pathway. Gene Ontology annotation, cellular component: membrane. Gene Ontology annotation, molecular function: G protein-coupled receptor activity. The record is from RefSeq and is a predicted model, not a curated record.